CAGUGAGGAAGGAAAACAUAGACUUACUCUAUCAACCUGUACCCACGGGAGUCCUAGCACCCACGCCAUUAUUUCAGCACAGGUGACAGUGGAAUGAUGAAGACCACGGUGGCUCUGCUUCUGCUCUGUCUGUGUGAUUUCGGACAGAGCGACUGCCAAGCAGACUGUUUAUCCUGUAACAAUAUACUGCCCAAACGGCUCAGCUUUAACACAAUGGUUUGUCUUAUUGAGUGUGAAGGUAACGUCUCCCCAGCUUUUUCUUGGGACUUUUGUCGUAAGGCACUGCUUAUACCAUUAGAGGCUGUAAAAGGUGUGGCAAGAAAAAGAUCUCAGGAGGAGGUGGAAUCAUUCAUGCCAGAUGAAGAGGAGCCCAUAGACAAAGAGCUGUUUCUGCCAAUAGCCUUGCAGCGAUUCGAUCAUAUGACUCGGUCAUUUGGAAUUGAUGAGAGUGACGUGGGAGACACGGCCUACAAUUCCCAGAAUGCCUUGUCUCUUGAGGACAACUUGGAAAAUGAGGCAGGGCAAGGCGACGUUGACCCUGAUGUGGCUACAAGAGCCCUGGAUGGUGUGGGGUUGAGUGUUUCAAAGAGGUUCGGGGGCUUUAUAAAGGGGAGGCAUGGCUACAAGAAGAUUAUGUCCCCAGGAAGAUCAUAUCAGAAAAGAUACGGUGGCUUCAUUGGCAUUCGAAAGUCAGCCCGCAAAUGGAACAACCAAAAACGUUUCAGUGAAUUCCUGAAGCAGUACCUAGGCAUGAGUGCUAGAGCAACUGAAUUCAACAGUGUGUCAGAGGACCUCACCUCUCAAAAUGAAAUCUAGCAGGG
Molecule: messenger RNA, 821 nt
Organism: Boleophthalmus pectinirostris (great blue-spotted mudskipper)
Lineage: Eukaryota; Metazoa; Chordata; Actinopteri; Gobiiformes; Gobiidae
Gene: pnoca
Product: prepronociceptin a
Exons: 3
Coding region: 94-816 (240 amino acids)
Biological process (GO): sensory perception; chemical synaptic transmission; neuropeptide signaling pathway
Cellular component (GO): neuronal cell body; axon terminus; dendrite
Molecular function (GO): opioid receptor binding
Source: RefSeq, a predicted model, not a curated record